CUGCUCCUCUUCUCUGCGCGUCUCCGUGUUUCUGGGUUUUUGGGGUUUUUGAGGGUUUUAGGGGGUUUUGGGUUUUUGGGGUUUGAGCUCCAGCAGCAGAACAGCAGCGGAUCUUUGUCCUCGCGGCUGCACAGACCGGCUGUUCUCUGAAAGCCUCGUCCUCCCCCCGGUGGAGGAAAACCCGGACGGAGGCCCGCAGAGUCCCGUAGCCUCCCGCAGGCCUCCGGCCCGGACCCUGCUCUUCUCCCGGUAACAUGGACGGAUUCACCGGAAGUUUAGAUGACAGCAUGUCUGGAGCGAGCGUGUCCGAUGUGAACGACCGUCUCUCAGCUCUGGAGCUGCGUGUCCAGCAGCAGGAAGACGAGCUGACGGUGAUGAAAGCUGCUCUGGCUGAUGUCCUGCGUCGCCUCGCCGCCUCGGAGGACUCUGCUGCCUCCGCCAGCAAGAAGCACGCAGGGAAAGGCGGUGCAGCGCUGCGUGAAGCCUACUCGAUGUCUUGCAUCACAAACGGAGGAACAUCUGGACGGAAGAGAGAUUCCACAUCUGUCACCAGGAAGGAGACGUUGUCAUCUGCCGCCAAGAGUGGAGCAGACAGGAAGAAGGAAGUCAUCGGUCAGCGCUCCCCCAUGGAGGAGAUCCAGGAGAACCCGUCCCCCUCCCCCUCCUCCCCUCACCCCCCCCAGUCCCCCCAGCAGAGGCCGGCCCCCCCCUCCGACAGCAGCAGAGGCCCCGGCCCCCCCAAAAGGGGUCCCAAUGUGAAGCGGGCCUCAGGUAUGGAGCGGUCUCAGAGCAGCACCUGGGAGACUUCAGAGGAAAACAGGAACAAACUGGUGAAAGCUGCGUCCACCUCAAAGCUGCUGGCCAAGGUGGUGAAGACUGCAGAGAGACACAAGGACCCGGUGGUCAAUCAGGCUAAAAUGUCGACUCGAGAGAAAAACAGCCAAUCAGAGGGAAAUCACAUCAAGAUGUUCAUGCGCGGCCGACCGAUCACGAUGUUCAUCCCGUCAGACAUCGAGAACUACGAGGACGUUCGCUCAGACCUUCCACCCGAGAGGCUGAAGCUGGAAUGGGUGUACGGGUACCGUGGCAGAGACUGCAGAGCCAACGUCUACCUGCUCCCCACCGGAGAGAUCGUGUACUUCAUCGCGUCCGUCGUGGUGCUGUUUAACUACGAGGAGCGCACGCAGAGACAUUACCUGGGACACACCGACUGCGUCAAGUGUCUGGCCGUCCAUCCGGACAAGAUCCGCAUCGCUACGGGUCAGAUCGCUGGAGUGGACAAGGACGGCCGGGCGCUGCAGCCUAACGUCCGGGUCUGGGACAGCGUGAGUCUUUCCACUCUGCAGAUCAUCGGUUUGGGAACGUUCGAGCGAGGCGUCGGCUCGCUGGCCUUCUCUAAAGCUGACUCAGGGCAGCACCUCAGUGUGAUUGACGACUGUAACGAUCACAUGUUGACAGUUUGGGAUUGGCAGAAGAAAUCAAAGAUUGCUGAAAUCAAGACCACUAACGAGGUGGUCCUGGAUGUGGAGUUUCAUCCCACGGACCCAAACACCAUCGUCACCUGUGGAAAGUCCCACAUCUUCUUCUGGACCUGGAGCGGAACCUCGCUGGCCCGUAAGCAGGGCAUCUUCGGGAAAUACGAGAAGCCGAAGUUCAUCCAGUGUCUGGCCUUCCUGAGCACCGGAGACAUCCUGACCGGAGACUCUGGAGGAGUCCUGCUGGUCUGGACCAGGAGCUCUGCAGAGACGCCCACUGGGAAGGGCCCCCGAGCGUUUCAGAUCGUGCGGCAGGUCAAAGGUCACGAGGGCAGCGUGUUCUGUAUGUGUGAGAUGCGGAGCGGCACUCUGCUGACCGGAGGAGGGAAGGACCGUCGCAUCGUCCUCUGGGACCACGAGCUGCGGGCGGAGCGGGAGAUCGAGGUCCCGGAUCAGUACGGAACCAUCAGAGCCGUGUCGGAGGGGAAGGGGGACGAGUUCCUGGUCGGGACGUCACGAAACUUCAUCUUGAGAGGAACCUUCAACGACGGCUUCACUGUGGAGGUCCAGGGUCACACAGACGAGCUGUGGGGGCUGGCGUCUCACCCGACCCGGGACAUGUUUCUGACGUGUGCUCAGGACCGGUUGGUGUGCGUCUGGAACUCGACCAAUCACAGGCUGCAGUGGAGCCGCACGCUGGAGGAACAUGGACACUGUGCCGACUUCCAUCCCAGUGGAGCCGUGGUUGCCAUAGGAACACACUCAGGAAAGUGGUACGUUCUGGAUGCUGACAGCACCGACCUGGUGGCGAUCCACACCGACGGCAACGAGCAGCUGUCUGUCAUGCGCUACUCUGAAGAUGGCUCCCUGCUGGCUGUGGGGUCACAUGAUAACUUCAUCUACCUGUACACAGUGUCAGAGCGAGGACGCAAAUACAGCCGCUACGGGAAAUGCACAGGACAUUCCAGCUACAUCACACAUCUGGACUGGUCACCUGACAACAACUUCAUCAUGUCCAACUCUGGAGACUACGAGAUCCUCUACUGGGACGUUCCAAACGGAUGUAAACUGAUCAGAAAUCGUUCGGAGUGUAAAGACAUCGACUGGGCGACUUACACCUGCGUGCUGGGAUACCACGUGUUCGGUGUGUGGCCGGAGGGAUCAGACGGCACUGACAUCAACGCUCUGAUCAGAUCUCACAACAGGAAGGUGAUCGCGCUCGCUGACGACUUCUGCAAAGUUCACUUGUUCGCCUAUCCGUGCUCCAGAGCCAAGGCUCCCAGCCAUAAGUACAGCGCCCACAGCAGUCAUGUGACCAACGUCAGCUUCCUGUUUAACGACAGUCACCUGGUCUCGACGGGCGGGAAGGACACGAGCAUCAUGCAAUGGCGUCUGGUGGAGAAGUCGUCUCUGUCUCUGGCUGACGGCCUCCUCUCUAACUCCGCCCCCCGCAGGGUGGACCCUGUCUUCACUCCGCCCCCUCCCGCAACAACAGCCACACCCACCGAGGAACCCGCCCCUCCCCCAACAGCCAAUGGGACCCAAGAAUGUUCCCCAGAAACCCCGCCCCCCACAGAGUUAGACCCACCCCCCUCAGAGCUAACCCCACCUCGUUCAGAGUCCACUCCGCCCCCCUCCGACAGCACAGUGAGUCUGAAGGACAGCCUGGACCCGAGUGACGACACAGCCACGCCCAGCGAUGAGGGGCUGCCCCCCCUAACCCCCCCCUCAUAGAGGCCAUUGCUCAGUGUGUGUGUGUGUGUGUGUGUGUGUGUUAGUCUAUCUUUGUGAGGACCAGGUUUAGAUCUUCAGUAUGAGGAACAGUUUGAGUUUUAGACUUAAGGUGUGAGGACGUUUGCAUUGUGAGGACGUCUGUGCAUUGUGAGGACGUCUGUGCAUUGUGAGGACGUUUGCAUUGUGAGGACGUUUGCGCAUUGUGAGGACGUUUGCAUUGUGAGGACGUUUGCAUUGUGAGGACGUUUGCGCAUUGUGAGGACGUCUGUGCAUUGUGAGGACGUUUGCAUUGUGAGGACGUUUGCAUUGUGAGGACGUUUGCAUUGUGAGGACGUUUCCGCAUUGUGAGGAUGUCUGUGCAUAUUUGAGGACGUUUGCAUUGUGAGGACGUCUGUGCAUUGUGAGGACGUUUUGUCGGUCCUCACUUUGGCUGUUUGAGGGUUCAGGUUUGGUUUUGAGGUCAGAGGUUGAGUUUGGUAUCGGGGGCGAAGGUCCUCACAAGGAUAGAAGUACAAACACAGGAGUGUGUGUGUGGUUGUGGCUGGGGGGGGGUGAACCUGCAGCCACAGCCACAUCUUUUCUCAACAAUCAGCUGUUAGAAUAAAGGGGAUGUCACAGUUUUAAACACCUGGAGAGUUAAACGCUGAUUUACCUGCGCAGAGACUGGAGGAGGAAACGUUACCUGUCACACCUAAAAUCUCUGUCGUUGGUUUCAAAACGUCGCCAUGGUGUCCAGAUGUUUAGUAGCUGAGCAGAGGACAGGUAGGGACACCUGAGCCAGGUGUGGCAGGUCCUCAGGUUCCCUCCUCCAAUGAGAGCAGAGCAGUUAACAGGAAGUGUCAGAGAGAACCUGCAAGUCUUAAAUGUUUUAAAUUAGGUUAAAAAAAUCUAAUCAAAGUUUUAUUGCUGUGUUAUUGAUUAUUGAUUAUUGUUUUUUAACAAUCAAAGGAAACGUUUGAAAUGCUGCGAAGAGUCUGAACAAAUUAAAGCAGGUGAAAGACUCCUUCAUUCCACCCAGUUUGCCAUGCUUUUAUUUUGUUAAGCUCAGACAACUCAAGACUUCCUGGCGGUGUUUCAUAAUAAAAGCCAUUUGGAAAGAGAUGGUAUGGUGGAAGGCUUUUAAUGCUAAACUUGCAGGAAGGAUGUACUACAGAAAACGAACGAGAGAGAACAGAAAUAAAAAGUGAAAGAGGAAAGGAAGGAAACAGUAAUGUCCGACAGCUGCAGGUUUCUCAGCAGCAGCAGCAGGUGUGUCGGCUGCAGCAGCAGCAAGUGUGUCGGCUGCAGCAGCAGCAGGUGUGUCGGCUGCAGCAGCAGGUGUGUCGGCAGCAGCAGCAGCAGGUGUGUCGGCUGCAGCAGCAGCAGGUGUGUCGGCUGCAGCAGCAGCAGGUGUGUCGGCUGCAGCAGCAGCAGGUGUGUCGGCUGCAGCAGCAGCAGGUGUGUCGGCUGCAGCAGCAGCAGAUACAUAGGCUGCAGGUUUCUCUGCAGCAGCUUCAGGUCUGUCUGUAUAUACUGCGGAUAUCUGUGUGUAUAUUUCUGGUCACCACCAGGGGGCGGCGGCUCCUACUCUGUAAAACAUUCAGAUUAAAAAAUAAUUUUCAACAGUUAGCCAAUCAGGUGAGAUGAUUCAAUCUGCCCUCAUCUGAUUGGCUGAUUUUUAGGACUCAGUGAAUGAAUGCUGAAGAUGUUUUUGUGUCUUCGUCUCUUCUGGACCAUUUCUGUUCAAAACGUUUCUGAAUGUCAGGAUGAUGUCAUUCUUUUAGGGGGGGGGGGGGGGGGGUCUUGUUCUUGCCUUUUUAAUAGUCAUCUGUCCGUCUUCGUGUUUUCUACGCUCGUGUCUGAAGGGCUUGUUCAGAGUCCAGGACUCACCUGGAUGUUCAGGGAGGGCGGGGCUGGGGGGGGGGCCUUGUGGGAGUUUCUGGAUUUAAGUGUUUGUUUAUUUUCAGCGUUCAGUAACAACAUUGAUACCAUGAUGAUGAUGAUGAUGAUGAUGAUCAUGUGACGAUAUUUUGAGCCAAUCAUGUCUUCUCUCAUGCAUUCCUGUCAGACGACAGACUGUACUGAAGAUUUCAACAAAAAAAUGCAAAUAAAUGUUUUGAAAACUGCGACAACGAAUCCGUUUGUAUUUAUUUUUCUGCUGUUACCAUGGCAACGGUGACGUUCGUGAUCACAAACAGUACAAACGUACAUCACGUUAUGUCAUCGUUUUCUUUAGCGACCAAUCAGAGACGUGAUCAUUAAACAUCAGCUGUGAUGUAACUGGUUAUUAAUUCAUAAAUCUGAUUAAUACAGAACAAUAAAUAUGAACUAAUGUGUAAUAAUUAUAAUCACUUUAUAAACAUAAACUAUGUUUUUAACUCAUUUUUCAUCUUUAGUGACAAAUGAUUUAUAAAAUAAUGUUUGUUUCUACGUUCUGAGAGCUGAACCCUGAGCUCCCACUGUUUGUGUUGACUUUGACCCCGAACACACACACACACACACACACACACACACACACACACACAGACACACACACACACACACACACACACACACACACACACAGACACACACACACACACACACACACAGACACACACACACACACAGACACACACACACACA
Messenger RNA from Scomber scombrus (Atlantic mackerel), 5813 nucleotides. It is a transcript of the gene eml4, whose product is annotated as echinoderm microtubule-associated protein-like 4. The transcript has 24 exons. Lineage: Eukaryota; Metazoa; Chordata; Actinopteri; Scombriformes; Scombridae. The record is from RefSeq and is a predicted model, not a curated record. Gene Ontology annotation, molecular function: microtubule binding. Gene Ontology annotation, biological process: microtubule cytoskeleton organization. Gene Ontology annotation, cellular component: mitotic spindle. Bases 255 to 3209 code for a protein of 984 amino acids.